Fusarium venenatum is the source of this 579-nucleotide messenger RNA. RefSeq lists its product as uncharacterized. The record is from RefSeq and is a predicted model, not a curated record. Lineage: Eukaryota; Fungi; Ascomycota; Sordariomycetes; Hypocreales; Nectriaceae.
AUGGUCCGCUUGUCCAACUCUCUUAUACUUAUCGGCAUCCUGGCUUCUGGUGCCGUCGCUGCACCUGAAUUCGAUCAGGAAGCUGAGCUCCGCAGGUCAAAUUGCGACAAUGGAUGCUUUGACGAUUCAUUUCCAGGCGGUUCAUGCACAAACGAUCCAGCUUGCAUGUGCACCCAAAACAAGUAUCGCGAGGCGUAUUUUUGCUGCAUGGCUAAGAACUGUGAGGCAAUCGUAGUAACGAGAUCAGUUGAGAGGCAGCACGAUGAAUGUCAGGCUCGGAAUCUUGACUUCACUUUCGAUGUCGAGAAGGUUUGCGGUAUCAAGUUGGCGGCCACUACUUCCACGACUUCUUCAGUCGAAACUGCUGCUACAGCCACGAAUUUAGGAACAUCUUCGGUAGUGGUAACACCUACGACUUCUGAUGCAGAAACUAAGACGAUGUCCGACAAGAACGCCAAAGAUACUGCUCAAGCAUCACCCACAGAAAGUGCUGCCCCUGUGACUGAUGGUGUCCCACAACUAAAGCCCGCUUUGGGCGGCCUAACGCUCUUGAUGGUCUCCGCGUUCUACCUUCUGUAG